AUGAUGAUGGAUAGUUACGAUGAAUGUAAUUUUCAUAAUAAUCGAUUAGAAUUGAUAUGUUUUGAUUGUAAUAUAGCAUUGUGCUCACAAUGUUCACCACAACACUCACAACAUUCAUUCGAACACAUAAAGAAUAUUAAAUCUAAUAAUAGUUGUCACUUUAGCAUUGAUAAACUUGGAGAGUCUAUCGAGAAGCUGUGGUCAACCGUCAAAACAAAGAUAUCGAUCUACGAGCAACUAGAACAUACAGAGACUGAUAUCUCCAACAAAUUCAACGAGCUACAUGAACAUCUUCGUGUUGAAGAGCAUCGUCUAAAGAAACCGAUAGUCUCACACAAAGAUGAAUUGGAACAACUCAUCACCAAUGAUAUCAACAACAUGAAAUCGUUGAAUUCCAUUAUAAAUUCAUUAGUAGUAUCUACUAAAGGCAAAGAAGAAUUAGAUAAAGAAGUGGAGGAAAAGUUAACAGAUAAUAUAAUAAGUGAAGAUAUAAAAGAGAGUUAUACAAUACGUGCAAUCAUUGAAUCAAUAAAACAAUCGAAUAAUAUCAAUGAAUUCAUAAAGAAUAACAUUGAUACGCUAUUCUAUAGUCAUGAUAUUAACACCAACAAACAAUCAGAUAUAAAUGAUGAUAACAUUAUAUUACAUUUAAUUAUUAAUCAUAAUAGUAAUUUUAAAUAUGAUUAUACAAAUAGUAAUAAUAAUAAUGAUACAGAUAGUAAUAAUAAUAAUAAUAAUAAUAAUAUAUUAGAGAAAUUACAACAACAAUAUCUUUAUAAUUUACAUGUUAAUAACAAGUCGAUAGAUAGCUAUAAAAAAGAUAUUAGAUCUUCAUUCAAGUUGGUACACCAAUAUCUACAAAAGACAAAGUCGACCUAUAUAUUCACUACCGACGAUAAUAGAAAGGCAACGCUAAUAACACUGCCAAUCAAUUGCGAUGACGAUGAAUACGACGAUUACAAAGUAGAGAAUUUGGAUGUCGAGUUGAGUGCUUGCUGGUCUUACAACUCUACGAUCACGGUUGGCGAGUAUAUCUAUAGCUUCGGUGGUGGAUUCCUUCAAUCAAAGAUAUUCCAGAGAUUCUCGAUGGCCAGCAGAUCAAUAGAUAUCGAGAGAGACAUGGAUGGUGUUGAUCCUUGUCGUUUUGUUUCGGUUGCUCACGACGGUGCUGAUCUGAUCUAUAUACUCGAUGGCGACGACCGUGAAGACACCAUAGUCUACCGCUACAAUAUAGUAUCACAGACAUUCGAGAGAUACUCAAUCAUAAAGAACUACGUCGUUGAACUGUCGUUCUUCUAUGAUCAACAUCUCUAUUCCGUCAGUUCACUUAAGAAUCGUAUUAUCAAGUUCAAUCCUGCUACGAAAACAACUGUAGAGCUACCGGUGGAUCUCUCAAAGUACAACAGAUACCGAUGUUCGAUGUGUACCGACGGUCAAGAGAGUGACAUUUGGGAAUCGAUAUUUCAAGAGCAAUCAAAGAGAACAGGUUGUGCAUCAUCAAUAAUCAUGUAUUAA
Molecule: messenger RNA, 1515 nt
Organism: Heterostelium album PN500
Lineage: Eukaryota; Evosea; Eumycetozoa; Acytosteliales; Acytosteliaceae
Exons: 2
Coding region: 1-1515 (504 amino acids)
Molecular function (GO): zinc ion binding
Source: RefSeq, a predicted model, not a curated record